Marasmius oreades (fairy-ring Marasmius) is the source of this 2382-nucleotide messenger RNA. RefSeq lists its product as uncharacterized. Lineage: Eukaryota; Fungi; Basidiomycota; Agaricomycetes; Agaricales; Marasmiaceae. The transcript is spliced from 3 exons. The coding region runs from base 352 to 2277 and encodes 641 amino acids. The record is from RefSeq and is a predicted model, not a curated record.
UCGCCAUCGAUCUGUGCCUUUGACUGCCAUCUGUCUGCGGUCGUUGAAGAUUCAUUUUUCUCUGUUCUUUCUCGCUCUCAAACUCUACCGUCUCCUUCUUAGCGCUUGGUAGAGCUUUUUCUCUCACACCAACGACGAGUUCAUACUCAAACACGAGGAUCUCAACGUGUACAAAGGAUAACCGACAACGACAGCUCUCCAUCUUAUCAUCGACCAGCAGCAGUGGUUGAAACAUACUCUCAGGAUUGGUCGCACCACCAUCCACAACCUUGUGUAACCAGAAAACCCCCGUAGCCUGUUCCAGGCACACCACCGACUGUCCACCACCCAAGCCCAGGACCAUAUCCAUUCAUGGAGCGUGACAUACUAACAAAGUUUACAGGCGAACUCGAUGGUUCCCUCAAUCCGCAUAUUUUCAUCUCCAACGUCCACAUUUUCUAUCUUUCCAGUCACGUUUCCACGGACGCAUACGUAACUACCUUCGCAUUGUUCCUCGAUCCAGAUAGCGUAGCAAUGCGUUGGUAUGACGAGGAAAUCAAAGGCAAAGUAACGGUAUGGGAAGAGCUGGUGAAGAAAUUCAAGCAGAGGUUUCCCAUACAGCUAUCGUCGUUCCAGGAACUAUAUCAAGUAGCCUGGAAACGCCGAGACCGUAAUGCCCUUUUCCAGGAUGUCGAACCUGGCCAAAAGCACAAAUCCCUAAAAAUUUUCUUCGAACUCAAUGAAGACCCCCAAGAACGCAUAUUGGUCAUUCCUGAAUAUCGAGCAGCUCUUUCCGAUGCAAAACGCUGGUUUGUCGGACAAACGCCCCUCAAAACAAAGUUUACAGAGGAGGACUUUUAUUGGAGGUCACCGGUUUCUGAGGGUGAAGGUGAAGGUGAAGACCGGCAAAUGGACAUCGAUGUCCCAGAUGUCGAUGACACUGAGUGGUCCGAUCCAAGCUGUCCCUAUUCUACUUUUAUCGUCUGUGGGAUGCCUGGCAUCGGGAAAACCUGCUUUCUUUAUUACGUUCUUGUAGAACGUCUCCUCCGAAAUCUUCCCACUUGUUUUCAGACCGAAAAAAGCAGCUUUACCUAUUGGUGUGCCGAGGGCGUGUCUGAGAUUAGUACCCUGGGUAAGUUCCGACGGAGACUAUCCAAUGAUGUCUGGUUUCUUGUCGACUCAAACCAGUUCAUCGACUCUCCCGACGCCAACAUAUUGGCUUCCGGUGCAAGAAUAAUCCAAGCGGCUUCUCCACGGAAGGCUCGUCUCCAAUGGGCGGAGAAGCGAAGCGCCUACACCUAUAAGUGGUUCAUGAAGCCUAGCCCGUUACCAGAGCUGUUGAUGAUGCCCUUUUGGCCCUCUUACCCCAGUGCCCUGACAGAAGAACAAGUGACGACAUUUGCGGAGAAAUAUGGGCCAUCCCCUCGCCUGAUCAUUCACUAUGCGCGUCGUCUCGACGGAUACAGUCGUGUCCUGCAGUCCAAGAUUAGCAUGCUCGAUUUCGACAAGCUCAAACAACUGGUUAUUGAGAUGAAACACUCGGACAUCCACGACGACACUCUUUCACAUUGGAUCUUUGGUGUAUAUCCAGAUUUUCAACGCGACCAAACUACAGUCGAUUACCUUACAAGACAUAUUUACGGUCUCAUAAAAACAGCUUUCUCUGACAACUGGAGAUUACAUGCCCGGAACAUGUAUAGACUGUUCAACUCUGCUUCGCAGACGCGAGGCGCCGCAGGGCAUCUUUUGGAGGAUGUACUUCAUGGGGACUUGCCAUUGGGGGGUCACUGGGAGGUGACCGAGCUGUUCAAGCGUGCAAAAAGGUUACAAUCACAAAAAAAUACCAUAUUCACAACACCCACCCCCGAAGAGUCCAGAAACGUCAAAUACUUUUUCAUCGGCUCCGAUCCAGCCAUUGUCGAAGCCGUUCCCGAAAGUCAUGACCCACAACCUCUCAGGGUGUAUCGGUAUCGCCCCGGCGAAGUUAAAUCCAUUUACUUCAGCAAUCUGGGCUACUAUCGACCGUAUGCUCAAAAUCAAGCAACGUUCGAUUCCUUGAUUGUUAAUCACCAGAGCAAAUCCGUAUUUGCGUUGCAGUUUACCGUUUCAAGUGAACACAGCGUCAGCAAGUACGGAAUGAAGUUCUUGAAGGACCACUUCAGCAACUACAAGUGUUACUACAUUCUGGUUAGUGAUCAGAAGGACGUCAAACUUCCGGUACUCAGUGACUACGAUCAAAUGUGGCAGUCACUGUGGCAUUUGUAUGUUACGGAGGAUGCGCUGUUCUCAAAACGUUAAGCUGGAGUUGAUUAUAAGUACUGCGGUCUCUGAUUCUGUCUGUUAUAUUGUAACCAUCCCGUUCUGUACCUAGUCUCUUGCUAGUCUCGAUAGCUUGCUUUUCAC